This is a messenger RNA of Spizellomyces punctatus DAOM BR117, 2477 nucleotides long. RefSeq lists its product as uncharacterized. The transcript is spliced from 2 exons. NCBI's taxonomy places the organism in Eukaryota, Fungi, Chytridiomycota, Chytridiomycetes, Spizellomycetales, Spizellomycetaceae. Bases 89 to 2401 code for a protein of 770 amino acids. The record is from RefSeq and is a predicted model, not a curated record.
GUUAGACAUCUUUGGAAGCAUACUGGAGUUUAAGGGCACCAGUACUUAGGCGAGCAGUCAGAUUGUGCCCUCUAUUCUUUCUCUAACGAUGUCUGGGGGAAACGACACGCAACCUCUCGGUACUCUUCAGAUUUUGGACCAAAUUCCCUCUACAACACCAGGAAGUUCUACAUGCACUGAUACCCUACCACUAUCAGCCGAGGAGCCAUUUACUCUCGAGACUUUAGGACAGCUCAUCCGUGCGCACAGGCGACAAUGUAAAACGCUUAUUCUAGCUCGGGUGGAAACCGUGGAGGGGCGAAUGUUUUACUAUUCAGCCCAUCAGUUGAACAAAGUAAUAUUCAGGAAGUUUGGAAAGGAGGGAGAAUAUCUAUUCAGGCUAUAUGCGUUGAAUCCGUUAACCAACACGGAAAUUGUGGGAGAUGUCCGAUACUUUGCAGUGGAGGCACACGACGACGGAAAGGAUGACGAUCGAGAGGACGCAGACUGGAAAGGUCGUCGACAUCUUGGUCCUUCAACCACGUCGCGACGGCAGUCAUAUAGUGAAAUGCGCCGGAGCUCCAUGUCGACCUUGAUGCGAAACUCCUUGGGAAGUAGAAGGUCGUCGAUUCGCGUGGCUGAAGUCGCCGGACCAGUAGAUGCCGACCUCCAAGGAAUUGCCGCUGCCUCCACAAAGGGAAGCAUGGAUUUGAAAGUGGAAAUUUCUCGUGCGUCCCGAGGAGACCUCGCCAUCAUGCAGACUUUGGAUCGUCUGCGUGAAGAACGGGAGCGAAAGGUUGAACAGGACGCUUUGACCAAACGAUUGAAGAUGCAGUUAAAGGACCGCAGAGAAAAGGUCAAACAGAAGGCGGAGCAAAAAGGAGACGGGGACGGCAGGGCGACAGGGAAUCUCCAAAGUUUAAGGUCUGCCAGCUUGGAGAAUUUGAAGCUUCCUGACAAGGAGGUACGAUUGAAAAGUGCACCCGACCUUUCUCGGAUGGCGUCCUAUGUGGCCGAUUUGCCAGUUUCCAUGAACGACCUUCAUACAUCACUUUCUGUGACAUCUUUAUCAUCUGUUGGUCAACGAGAUAGCAGCUGUGACCAAUCUAGCUCGCCCGCUCAACGGCACCUUGCACUUGGUGCAAGCAAUGAGGAGAGAAAAUUCGUCUCCACUCCUGAUGGGUUGAAUGCUGGAUCUCUACAGGUCCCUUCUUCAGGACUCACGGGUCGACGUCUAUCGUCACCGAACGAAUUGAACACGUUUCUUUCCACCGCUCUCAGAAGGGGGAGUACUGGCGGCACCCCAGAUACUCCGACAUUUAAGUUGAUCAUUCGCCCAAAGACCAUGGAAAGCGUCCGCAAAUCUGAUGACGCCUUGACUGGACAGGUACCAAGUCCCGUGGAGUCUAGACGGAAGCCUUCCAUUGUCUCCACGUCAGGAGACAUGCUGAAUAGAUAUAGUGCAUCAAAAAGAGUGGAGUUUCUCUCACCUCAUCAGCAGCCCCCCAAAGUAGCGGACGAGGAGGAGCAACGAACAGUCCAAAGAACAUUGUCUGAACAGUCCAAAGGUCAGGAGGAUGACAUGGAAGCGUGGAAGGCGGAGCUGCAAAAUGUCAAAUCAGCAUCACACGAGAGCGUUACCGGAGAGGAUCAAGCAAAGGGCUGGAGACUUGCAGCACGCAAACUUUCAGCGUCCCUUGGCAAUGGACUGGAUGGAAUGAAUAGGCUACGUUCUCGAUCAGUUGGACAUGUAAACAGGGACUCCCAGCAUCGGGGGAGCAUUGGAGAUUUUGUGCGAAGCAGUAGGAGUAAUCGAAGGAGCAAAAGUGGAAAAGGCGGCCUGAGUCCAUCAACCGCUGAUCUACGAGACACUUAUAAAGCUGUUUUCAUUGGAACGGAUGAUGACUUUCUACAGAGAGCUUGCGUUAGGAAGAUGUUUGAGCUGAAUGCCUUGGAAACUGGUGAUGCGUCACUAUUUGAGAUACCAACGGAAGUCCUGGAAAGCGAAGGUAUCGACCUCCCAAAUGGUGUGCACGAAGAAGAAGAAGAAGGCUCCGCAGCGACUCUGGCACAGCAAGAUCCUUACCACGACAGAUACCAAGCACCAACCGUAAAUCCCGACGCAUUGGGAUCGCGACCUUGGCGUGAGUUCUUUCGAUCGGGGUCUAUCGCGCAUUUCCUGGGUGAUAGCCGCAAUAGCCUUAGCUUUGACCGCAAGAAUCUGGGACAAUCUCUGAUAAGACAUCGAACGAAGCUGUUGGCCGCAUACCUGGUUGCUGCCGGUACGUCUCUGCGCUUCUCAGGAUUGUCUUCUGCGAAUUUGUAUAUUGCAAUUGGAUUAGCGUCGGCAGUUUUUAUUGUGUUGGGAAUUUUACUGUACGUAUUACAUAGACCCAAAUCGGACGUGGAGUCCGAAGUUUAGAACUUUAUCAAUUAGCCCAUAGCUGUAGCGAGUAAUAGUUUGAUAUUUCAAGACGAUACUUUCAUUGUGCCUCUGG